Messenger RNA from Caenorhabditis briggsae, 489 nucleotides. The record is from RefSeq and is a predicted model, not a curated record. The coding region runs from base 1 to 489 and encodes 162 amino acids. The transcript is spliced from 3 exons. NCBI's taxonomy places the organism in Eukaryota, Metazoa, Nematoda, Chromadorea, Rhabditida, Rhabditidae.
AUGGAGAUGAUUUCUUUUCUCCUUCCUCUUCUCCUCUGCUAUGCCGUCGUAGGAGAGAUGUUUGAUUAUGAGCAGCUUCGUCGUCUAACUCCACCCGAUUAUCAGGAACAAUUCUCUAUCAUCGUCGGCGACUUGAAUCAGUCUGAAGAAGAAACAAAUCGUCGAGUUAUAGUUCUUUCUUCACAUUUUCAUGAACAGGAAAAUUUCCGUAGGAUUCUUCUCAAGAAUGCUGAGCGAUUGGAUAGAAUGUUCAAUGAGUAUUUGGAAAUGACCAAGCGGAUAAAAUCCGCCAAAUAUAUUGGCCAGGCAAUACUGGCUGACAAAACUAAACCAGCACAAGAGCAAUAUGAUGAAGCUGUUGAACUGGAGAAACAAUACACACUGGAAAUGUCGGUAUUACUGGACAUAUGCUAUUCCAGAGGGUUCAAUAGCACAUCAGAUUUAAUUCAACAGUCCAUCCGUGACCCACUAAGAAUCCAGAUGUUAUGA